Musa acuminata AAA Group (dessert banana) is the source of this 900-nucleotide messenger RNA. RefSeq names its product aquaporin NIP2-2-like. Gene Ontology annotation, cellular component: membrane. Bases 1 to 900 code for a protein of 299 amino acids. Gene Ontology annotation, molecular function: channel activity. The record is from RefSeq and is a predicted model, not a curated record. Gene Ontology annotation, biological process: transmembrane transport. Lineage: Eukaryota; Viridiplantae; Streptophyta; Magnoliopsida; Zingiberales; Musaceae. The transcript is spliced from 5 exons.
AUGGCUUCCUUCAAUGAAAUCCAUGACAUAGAUGUCGUCACAGUUCAAACCUUGGCAGCCGAAGACGACUUCGUCCCCGCCGCAAGACUCCAUCGCCGCAAGUGCUUCCAAGAAAUCUUCCCACCCUUUCUUCUCAGAAAGGUUAUCGCCGAGGUGAUAGCCACCUUUCUACUGGUGUUUGUGACCUGCGGCGCUGGUGCACUGAACAAGAACAACCCCCGCGUCGUCUCGCAGCUGGGUGCGUCCGUCGCCGGCGGACUGAUCGUGACGAUGAUGAUCUACGGCGUGGGCCACAUCUCUGGGGCGCAUAUGAACCCUGCCGUCACCUUGGCCUUCGCUCUCUCCAGGCAUUUCCCAUGGAUACAGGUUCCUUUCUACUGGUCGGCGCAGUUCUCGGGCGCCAUGAUCGCCUCCUUCAUCCUCCGCGAGCUGCUCCACCCCAUCACCGAUCUCGGAACCACCACGCCGUCCGGCACCCCGGCGAGGUCCCUCAUCAUGGAGGUCGUCGUCACCUUCUCCAUGAUGUUCGUGACGUCCGCCGUGGCAACCGACACCAAAGCCGUAGGAGAGCUGGCCGGGUCAGCGGUUGGCUCAGCCGUCUGCAUCACCUCCAUCCUCGCUGGGCCGAUCACCGGAGGAUCGAUGAACCCGGCAAGAACACUGGGACCGGCGGUGGCGAGCAGGAAGUACGAUGCGCUGUGGGUGUACUUCGUCGGCCCGGUGCUGGGCACGCUGUCGGGGACGAUGUCCUACAGGUUCAUACGGAUGACGGAGAAACAGCCGCCGCAGUCGCUGCCGUCCAUGGGGAGUAGCACCACCCCGAAGUCGCCGUCGACCUCGUUGAAGCUGCGCCGCCUGCAGAGCCAAGAAAUGGCUCGUCCUGCCCACGUCAAUCCGUAG